This is a messenger RNA of Varanus komodoensis (Komodo dragon), 12009 nucleotides long. RefSeq names its product cadherin EGF LAG seven-pass G-type receptor 3 (gene CELSR3). Gene Ontology annotation, cellular component: plasma membrane. Gene Ontology annotation, molecular function: secondary active sulfate transmembrane transporter activity; calcium ion binding; G protein-coupled receptor activity. Gene Ontology annotation, biological process: cell surface receptor signaling pathway; homophilic cell-cell adhesion; transmembrane transport. The transcript is spliced from 53 exons. NCBI's taxonomy places the organism in Eukaryota, Metazoa, Chordata, Lepidosauria, Squamata, Varanidae. The record is from RefSeq and is a predicted model, not a curated record. Bases 1 to 12009 code for a protein of 4002 amino acids.
AUGCCCCGUGAGGAGGGCCGCCCACCCCAAGCGCCCCAUCCCAGCGCGGCUGCAGCCCGGACGCAGCGAGCCCGCCCCUGCGUGCAGCGCUUCCUCUGCGCGCGGAACGGGACCUCUGUCUGCCUGCUGGCGGUCUGCGGGGGCCCGGGCUGCGCAAGGGCGAGGAACCGAGCCGGGAGCCUGGAAGCGCUGCCGCCGCCGCCUCGCCUGCCCGCCAUGCGGCUCGCUUCCUUUUGCCGCUCCCGCGCCCACUCGCCUUUCUGCGGCUGGCUCGUUUUCUGGACCUGCCUCCAGCUCUGCGCGGGCCAACCGAUGCGCUCCGGGGGACCUCGCCGCUGCGCCGGUGAGUGCUGCGGCGCCGGCCAGGAGCAAUGCUGGGCCGGGGGAACCGGCGCGGAACUCGUUUCAGAACCACCAGCGCCCGGGACAGCUCCCGGCGGCGUGCAGGGCGCCCCGCGGAGCCAGCCGCCGCGCCAUCCGCUGCCCUGCCUUCGCUUCGGUCUGCUGGACCCGGCCAAAGGCUGUUUACACACUCCUCGCUUCGGCGUGGAUUUCGGAAGCCCGUCAACUCCAGGAUUCUUUCCUUACCUGCCUUUAAAACCUACUCAUCCAACUAUGCAGAAGGAGCAAACGUAUUCCUCCUGUGCCCAGAGAUGGAAGAGGAGGAGGAAGAGAGAGGGGGACUUGCUCCCUUUGCUGAGAAUCCGGAGGGCAGCCAAUCGCCACCCCCUCUUCCCUCAGUAUAAUUACCAGGUCCAAGUGGCCGAAAACCAGCCUCCAGGGACCCCUGUGAUAACAAUGGCAGCACAAGAUCCCAAUUCAGGGGAAGCCGGUCGGCUGAUCUAUUCCAUGGAUGCCUUGAUGAACAGCAGAUCUUUGGAGCUGUUUAGCAUAGAUUCCCAAACUGGCCUCAUCAGCACCACAGAAGUUUUGGACAGGGAAAACAUGGACCUACACUACUUCCGUGUGACGGCUGUGGAUCAUGGGGUUCCUCGGCUUUCUGCCACCACCAUGGUGGCUAUCACUGUGGCUGACAGAAAUGACCACAGCCCAGUGUUUGAGCAGAGUGAGUACAGAGAGACUAUCCGAGAAAAUGUUGAAGAAGGCUACCCGAUCCUACAGUUAAGGGCCACCGACGUGGACUCACCACCAAAUGCCAACAUCAGAUACCGUUUCGUAAAUGAGCAAGCAGCCCACUCCGUCUUUGAGAUAGAUCCACGGUCAGGGUUGAUCACCACCAGUGGGCAAGUGGACAGGGAGAAAAUGGAGAAAUAUUCUCUGGUGGUGGAGGCAAAUGAUCAAGGUAAGGAACCUGGCCCUCGAUCAGCCACUGUGAGAGUCUAUAUAACUGUCCUUGAUGAGAAUGACAAUGUCCCACAGUUCAGUGAGAAGCGGUAUAUAGUCCAGGUAAGAGAAGACAUAAGACCCCAUUCAGAGAUUUUGAGAGUGACUGCCAGUGACUUGGACAAAGACAAUAAUGCCUUAGUUCAUUAUAACAUCAUCAGUGGGAAUAGCAGGGGGCAGUUUUCCAUUGACAGUGUGACUGGCGAAAUCCAGGUGGUGGCUAGUUUGGACUUCGAAGUGGAGCGGGAAUAUGCUCUGAGGAUACGGGCCCAGGACUCAGGGCGGCCUCCUCUGUCCAACAACACAGGUAUGGUGAGCAUCCAAGUUGUGGACAUCAAUGAUCACGCUCCCAUCUUUGUGAGCACCCCUUUCCAAAUAUCUGUCUUGGAAAAUGCCCCUUUGGGCCAUUCAGUGAUCCACAUCCAAGCCGUGGAUGCAGAUUACGGAGAGAACUCUCGCUUGGAAUACAAGCUGAGCGGGGUCUCACCUGACACCCCCUUUGUGGUGAACAGUGCCACAGGCUGGAUUACUGUGAGUGGUCCUUUGGACCGAGAAACUGUGGAGCACUAUUUCUUUGGGGUGGAGGCCCGGGACCAUGGCUCUCCGUCCCUGUCUGCUUCUGCUAGUGUCACCAUCACUGUAAUGGAUGUGAAUGACAAUCGGCCUGAAUUCACCCAGAAGGAAUAUUUCAUCCGUCUCAAUGAGGAUGCUGCUGUGGGCACCAGCGUUCUCAGUGUCACCGCAAUCGACCGGGACGUGAAUAGCGCCAUCAGCUAUCAGAUAACAGGUGGGAACACACGGAACCGCUUUGCCAUCAGCAUGCAGGGUGGGGUGGGGCUAAUUACCCUCUCUUUGCCGCUGGAUUACAAACAGGAGAGGCGCUUUGUGCUAACAGUGACAGCCUCUGACCGGACCCUGCACGAUAAUUGCCAUGUUCACAUCAACAUAACUGAUGCCAACACCCAUAGGCCUGUCUUCCAGAGUGCCCAUUACUCUGUUAGCGUUAAUGAGGACCGCCCUGCAGGCAGCACCGUGGUCGUGAUCAGUGCGACGGAUGACGACGUCGGGGAAAAUGCCAGGAUCACCUACUACUUGGAGGACAACAUCCCUCAGUUUCGGAUCGAUGCAGACACCGGGGCCAUCACUUUGCAGGCAGAGCUGGAUUAUGAGGAUCAGGUUACCUACACGCUGGCCAUUACAGCCAAAGAUAACGGGAUCCCCCAGAAAGCAGACACGACCUACGUCGAAAUCAUGGUGAAUGACGUCAAUGACAACGCCCCUCAGUUCGUCAGUGCCCACUACCAAGGCAUUAUCUCUGAGGACAGCCCCCCCUUCACCAGUGUGCUCCAGAUCUCGGCUACUGACCGGGACGCCCACGCCAAUGGACGGGUGCAGUACACCUUCCAGAACGGAGAAGAUGGGGACGGGGAUUUCACCAUAGAACCCACAUCCGGGAUCAUCCGCACCGUGCGCAGGCUGGACCGGGAGAGCAUCCCCGUCUAUGAACUCACGGCGUAUGCCGUGGACAGAGGGAUCCCCCCGCAGAGAACCCCCGUCCAUAUUCAAGUCACUGUGCAGGAUGUCAACGACAAUGCCCCCGUCUUCCCGGCUGAGGAGUUUGAGGUCUUGGUGAAGGAGAAUAGCAUUGUGGGCUCUGUGGUGGCCCAGAUCACAGCCGUUGAUCCCGACGAGGGGCCCAAUGCCCAGAUCAUGUAUCAGAUUGUGGAAGGCAACAUUCCGGAAAUUUUCCAGAUGGACAUAUUUUCAGGGGAGCUCACUGCCCUGAUUGACCUGGACUAUGAGACCAAGCCGGAGUUUGUCAUCGUAGUCCAGGCCACCUCUGCCCCUCUUGUGAGCAGAGCCACAGUCCACAUCAAGCUCAUUGAUCAGAAUGAUAACAGCCCCAUUCUUAAGAAUUUCCAGAUUCUCUUUAACAAUUACAUCUCCAACAAGUCCAACACCUUCCCAUCUGGAGUCAUAGGAAAGAUACCUGCCUAUGACCCAGAUGUGUCCGACCGCCUCUUCUACACCUUUGAACGAGGGAACGAGCUGCACUUGUUGAUUGUCAAUCAGACCAGUGGGGAACUCCGCCUGAGUCGUAAGCUGGACAACAACCGUCCCUUGGUGGCCUCCAUGCUGGUGACUGUCACAGAUGGGAUCCACAGUGUGACUGCCCAGUGUGUCCUGCGCGUCAUCAUCAUCACCGAGGACAUGCUCGCCAACAGCAUCACCGUCCGCCUGGAGAACAUGUGGCAGGAGCGCUUCCUCUCACCGCUGCUGGCCAGCUUCCUCGAGGGCGUGGCCACCGUGCUGGCCACCCCCAAGGAGGAUGUCUUCGUCUUCAACAUCCAGAAUGACACCGACGUCGGCGGGCAGGUGCUGAAUGUCAGUUUCUCGGCCAUGGCGCCCCGCAGCGGCCACUUCUUCAGCUCGGAGGAGCUUCAGGAGCAGCUGUACAUGAAGCGCAUGACCCUCACCUCGGUCUCCAUGCUGGAGGUGCUGCCCUUUGACGACAACGUUUGCCUUCGCGAGCCCUGCCAGAACUACAUGAAGUGCAUCUCCGUGCUCAAGUUCGACAGCUCGGCUCCCUUCAUCGCCUCCCUCUCCACCCUCUUCCGACCCAUCCACCCCAUCACGGGCUUGCGCUGCCGCUGCCCCCAGGGCUUCACCGGAGACUACUGCGAAAUGGAGAUCAACCUCUGCUACUCCAACCCCUGCCGCAAUGGCGGGAUCUGCACCCGCAAGGAGGGCGGCUACACCUGCCUCUGCCGCCAGCACUUCACAGGUGAUAACUGUGAGGUGGAUAGUCGGGCAGGUCGCUGUGUCCCCGGAGUGUGUAGGAAUGGAGGAACCUGCACCGACUCUGCAGAUGGCGGCUUCCAGUGUCAGUGCCCCCCUGGGGGCUUUGAGAAGCCAUACUGUGAAGUAUCCACACGCUCCUUUCCACCCAAGUCAUUUGUCAUGUUCCGGGGACUGCGCCAGAGGUUCCACCUCACCCUCUCCCUCUCGUUCGCCACUUUAGAACGCAGUGGCCUCCUCAUCUACAAUGGACGCCUCAAUGAGAAGCAUGACUUCCUGGCUGUAGAGAUCGUGGAUGGGCAGGUUCAGCUGAAGUAUUCCACAGGUGAAUCGAGCACCAUUGUUGCUCCCUAUGUGCCAGAAGGGGUGAGCGAUGGGGAAUGGCAUACAGUUCAGCUGCAUUAUUACAACAAGCCCAAGAUCAGCUCCCUGGGUUCAGUGCAGGGUCCCUCCAAAGAUAAAGUGGCCAUCCUCACUGUGGACAAGUGUGAUGCAUCAGUGGCACUGCAGUUUGGCAAUCAGAUUGGGAACUACUCCUGUGCGGCAGAGGGGGUACAGUCCAGUUCCAAAAAAUCAUUGGAUCUCACUGGGCCUUUGCUUCUUGGAGGGGUCCCCAAUUUGCCUGAGAAUUUUCCAGUGGAGCACAGGGAGUUUGUGGGGUGCAUGAGAGAUCUGUACAUCGACAGUAAACGCAUUGACCUGGCUUCCUACAUUGCGAACAAUGGAACCUCUACAGGUUGCCAUGCCAAACACUCCUUCUGUGAUUCAAACCCUUGCAAGAACAGUGGCACCUGCACUGUGGGCUGGUCUUCCUUCACCUGUGCGUGUCCAGUGGGCUUUGGAGGCAAGGACUGCAGGCACGCCAUGAAUCAUCCUCACCAUUUCCAUGGCAACAGUAUCCUUUUCUGGGAUUUCAAGAAUGAGCUGAAGAUCUCCACUCCCUGGUAUAUGGGCCUGGCAUUCCGGACACGACAACAGAACGGAGUGUUAUUUCAGGUGCAUGCUGGCCAGUACACCACUAUACUCUGCCAGCUGGACUCUGGCAUGCUCUCCGUCAUGGUAAACAGGGGAUCCGGGCGUACCACCAAGCUCCUCCUGGAUCAAAUGCAGCUGAACAAUGGGGCAUGGCAUGACCUUCAGCUACAGCUGCAGGAUGUUCGCAGUGGCCGAGACACUCGUUUCAUCAUCACUCUCAGUCUGGAUUUCGGAUCCUACCAGGACACUGUAGUGGUUGGCAAUGAGCUACAUGGCUUGAAGGUAAAGCAUCUCCAUGUUGGAGGAAUCCUAGAGUCUGGUAAAGUCCAUCAUGGUUUGGAAGGCUGCAUCCAGGGAGUGCGCUUAGGGGACACAGCCACUGGGACUGUGUUACCCAAGCCCAGCAGCACUUUGCACGUGGAGGCAGGAUGUCCUGUGCCCAACCCUUGUGACUCCAGCCCUUGUCCUGCCAAUAGCGUAUGCCAGGACAAGUGGCAAAGCUACGCUUGUGUAUGCCAGCCAGGGUACUAUGGUGGGAACUGCGUUGAUGCCUGUCAUCUGAACCCCUGCAAAAACAAGUCAGUCUGUCGGCGGAAGCCAGGUGCUCCCCACGGUUACGUCUGUGAGUGUGGAGAAAACCACUUUGGGCAGUAUUGUGAGCACAGGAUGGAUCAACAGUGUCCUAAGGGCUGGUGGGGGAAUCCAACAUGUGGGCCCUGCAACUGCGAUGCAUCCAAGGGAUUUGACCCAGACUGUAAUAAAACCAACGGGCAAUGUCAUUGUAAGGAUUUCCACUACCACCCUAAAGGGAGUGAUGCCUGCCUUCCUUGCGACUGCUACCCCAUUGGCUCCUCUUCACGCUCCUGUGAUCAAGAGACAGGCCAGUGCCACUGCCGGCCAGGCGUGAUCGGCCGGCAGUGCAACAGUUGCGACAGCCCUUUCGCGGAGGUGACUCCCAGCGGUUGCCAGGUGCUCUACGAGGCAUGUCCUAAAUCGCUGAAAGCUGGGGUAUGGUGGCCCCAGACCAAGUUUGGCUUGCCAGCUGUGGUGCCUUGUCCCAAAGGUUCACUGGGUGCUGCAGUUCGGCAUUGUGACGAGGAAAGAGGCUGGCUGGAACCAGAUCUCUUCAACUGCACAUCACCAGCCUUCAAGGAGCUCUCAUCAUUGCUGGAUGGUCUGGAAAGGAAUGAGACAGAACUGAACACCAUAGAAGCCAAGAAGCUGGCCCACCAGCUACGGGCAGUGACAGACCAGAUGGAGCGUUACUUUGGCAAUGAUGUUCACAUCACGUACCGGCUGCUGUCUCACUUGAUGGCGUUUGAGAGCAGACAGCAUGGCUUUGGCUUGACAGCCACCCAGGAUGCCCAUUUCAAUGAGAAUUUGCUGUGGGCUGGCAGCUCAGUGCUUGCGUUAGAGAACCAGGAGCACUGGGACGCAUUGCUGCAGAACGAUCACGGCAGCGCAGGCCUGAUGGAGAAACUGAGAGAGUACACGGGCACCUUGGCCAGCAACAUGAAACUCACCUACCUCAACCCUGUUGGUGUGGUGACCCCCAAUAUUGUGCUCAGUAUUGACCGCAUGGAGAACCACACCCAGCUCAGGAGGCGCUACCCACGUUAUCACAGCACUCUUUUCCGUGGCCAGGCCAUGUGGGACCCACACACUCACGUGGUGCUCCCGCUUUCCAUAUUUGCACCCUCCAAAGUUGAAGCAACACUUUCACUAAUCAACAAUGAAACCAAUGACACAGUAGAAAGUCCUCCCCCAAAGGACUCCCUGCCGGAACCCGAGCCCGCUGUCACUAUCCUCAUCCUCAUCAUCUAUCGCACCAUCGGAGGGCUUCUGCCUGCCCGCUACCAGUUGGAUCGGCGCAACCUCAGGCUGCCCAAAAACCCUGUUAUGAAUUCUCCUAUCAUGAGUGUGUCUGUGUUCAGCAACCACACUUUUCUCCAAAGCACUUUGGAGGCACCGUUGGUGCUGGAAUUCCGUCUGCUUGAGACUGCCAACCGCAGCAAGCCCCUCUGUGUCCAGUGGAAUCACUCUAGCCAGAGUGAGCUCGCUGGCUUCUGGACAGUACGGGACUGCGACCUUGUGUACCGAAACACUACACACGUCCGCUGCCACUGCUCCCAGUUUGGCACUUUUGGGGUCCUGAUGGACAGCUCCCACCGAGAGCAGCUGGAAGGUGAUCUGGAGACCUUGGCCAUUGUGACCUAUUCGUUAGUGUCUCUCUCUCUUCUGUGCUUGCUGCUGACAUUCUUCUUCCUGAUAUGCCUGAAAGGUCUCAAAUCCAACACUCGAGGCAUCCACUGCAAUGUUUCCAUCACUCUGUUUUUCUCUGAGCUGCUCUUCCUCUUGGGUAUCAAUCGCACUGAAAACCAGGUGAGAGGAGGAGGAGGGGGAAGAGCAAAGGUCAAGUCUUGGGAGCGAAAUCCGGGGGCAGGGGAGUUCCUCUGCACUGUGAUUGCCAUCCUGCUCCACUACUUCUUCCUCUCUACAUUUGCUUGGCUCUUUGUGCAAGGCCUCCAUAUCUACCGCAUGCAGACUGAAGCCCGCAACAUCAACUAUGGAGCUAUGAGGUUCUAUUACGCCAUUGGCUGGGGGGUCCCUGCCAUCAUCACAGGGUUAUCAGUUGGCUUGGAUCCAGAGGGCUAUGGGAACCCAGAUUUCUGCUGGAUUUCCAUCCACGAUAAACUGAUCUGGAGCUUUGCAGGGCCCAUAACUCUUGUCAUUGUGAUGAAUGGGGUGAUGUUUCUGCUGGUGGCAAAGAUGCUGUGCUCACCAGGCCAGAAAGAAGCCAAGAAGAAAUCUGUUCUCUUGACACUGCGAAGCUCCUUCGUUCUGCUUCUAGUCAUUAGCACUACUUGGCUCUUUGGCCUCUUGGCUGUCAACAACAGUGUCCUGGCUUUCCACUACCUCUACACUAUCCUCUGCAGUCUCCAGGGCUUGGCAGUCCUGCUUCUUUUCUGUGUGCUGAACAAAGAAGCACAGGAAGCCUGCACACUGGCCUGCCUUGGCAAGAAGGGUCAAGGGGAGGAAGCCUCUCCUCUUCCAUCCCAGGGCCCCAAUGCCUACAACAACACAGCCCUCUUUGAGGAGAGCGGUCUCAUCCGGAUCACCCUGGGAGCCUCCACCAUCUCCUCUGUCAGCAGCGUGCGCUCAGCCCGCACCCAUUCCAGCCAGCGGGGCUACCUCAGGGAGAACAUGAUGGCACAUCAGGCCUCAAGUCUGGAACACAACUUGCUCAAUCAUGCUGGCCCCACCGACCUGGAUGUAGCCAUGUUCCAUCGUGAUGCCGGGCCAGACUCUGACUCGGACAGUGACCUCUCCCUCGAUGAAGAGCGCAGCCUCUCAAUUCCUUCAUCAGAGAGCGAGGAGAAUGUGCACCUCCGGGGCAGAUUCCAGCGCCAGUUCAAAAGGGCAGCGCACAGCGAGAAGCUCCUCACCAAUCCUUCCAACACCACACCCAAAGAUGUAGAUGGCAAUGACCUGAUGUCCUACUGGCCUGCACUGAGCGAAUGUGAAGUCCACCCCUGCUCCCUCCAGAAAUGGGGCUCAGAGCGAAAGCUUGGGUUUGAUGUUAACAAAGACGCAGCCAACAACAACCAGCCAGACCUGGCCCUGACCAGUGGGGACGAGAACUCCCUCACCCAGACCCAGCGGCAGAGGAAAGGUAUCCUGAAGAAUCGCCUCCAGUACCCUCCGGCCUUGCAAGGCCUGUCGUCUGUGGGCAGAAUGACCAACGAUCUCUCCUGGUACAAAACCUCCACCCUGGGUCACAGGGCUGUUCCUGCUGCUUCUUAUGGGAGGAUCUAUUCGGGAGCAGGUAGCCUCUCCCAGCCAGCCAGCCGUUACUCUUCUCGGGAGCAACUCGACAUGCUGAUGAGGAGGCAGAUGUCCAGGGAGCAGCUGAGCCGGAAUAACUGUGGAGAGUGCCUAGAGGCUGUGGGCAGCAGACAUGGGUCUCGGGAGCACGUGGACACCAUCCUGAACAGGCCUGGGUCAAGGGAGCAGCUGGACACUAUCCUCAGCCGACAUGGGUCUAGAGAGCACCUUGCAAGCAUACCCAGCAGGCAUGGGUCUACUGAAAACUUAGGUGAAAUAGCUACUGGAUACGAUCAAAGAGAUCAUGGGAACACUCUCCCCAGGAGGCAGGGAUCCAGGGACCAUCUAGAUACUUUUCCCUGUAGAUUUGGGUCACGAGAACCACUAGACUCUGGAGGGGCAGUGAGAGAGUUCUCUAGGGAAUGGCUCAAUACUAUGCCUGCUAGACAAGCUUCCAGAGAUCGAAUGGACACGUUGCCUAGUCGAGAUAUUUCUCGAGAACAGCUGGAUCUCCUUUCUAGAAGGCAGCCUUCGAGGGACCCACUCGCAUCAGCUAGACAGACGUCAAGAGAGCAGCUGGACUUUUUAUCCAGAAGAUCUAAUUCUAGAGAGCCUCUGGACCUAGUGCCUAGCAGGCAGGCUCCUCGGGAAAAUCUGGAGCCUCUUUCUAGACAACAGCCUUCUAGAGAAAAUCUUGAACUCCUCUCCAGAAGGCUCCCUUCUAGAGAAAAUCUAGAAGCAAUCCCCAGCCGUCACCCUUCCACAGAGCAAUUAGACAUCCUUUCUUCCAUCCUAGCUUCUUUUAACUCCUCCGUCUUGUCCUCUGUGCAAUCAUCCAGUACUCCCUCAGGUCCACAGACCACCCCCACGCCUUCUGUGGCACAGACGUCCUCCACGCCUUCCAUGCCGUGCCCGUCGCCACCUCGCUCCACCACGUCCCACAGUAUUUCCGAGCUGUCGCCAGACUCCGAAUGCUCGGGGUCGACUGCAAAGUCCUUGCUGUUCCGGUUCCUUCCCAUCCUGAGGUGGCUACCACGGUAUCCAGUCAAGGAAUGGCUACUUGGGGACAUCAUCUCCGGGUUCAGCGUAGGAAUCAUGCACCUCCCUCAGGGUUUGGCCUACGCGCUGCUGGCCGGGCUGCCUCCCGUCAUUGGCUUGUAUUCAGCCUUCUAUCCUGUCCUGAUGUACUUCUUCUUUGGGACCUCCAGGCACAUCUCUGUGGAACCGCUGUCUUGCCCAACGAACUCCUGUUGUCUUUCCACAGGCCCGUUUGCUGUCAUCUCUGUGAUGAUUGGGAGUGUGACAGAUUCUCUGGAACCAGGCUCAAAAUAUAUGGAAAAGGUCAAUGGUACCAACGAGACGGUCCUCAACGAGGCCCAAAGGGAUGCAGCCAGAGUGGAGCUGGUGUCUGCGCUCACCUUAUUGGUGGGCAUCUUUCAGAUCGCCCUGGGCCUGCUGCAGUUUGGCUUUGUUGUCAGCUACCUUUCUGAACCCUUGGUGCGGGGCUAUACGACAGCUGCUGCUGUCCAGGUGCUGAUCUCGCAGCUGAAGUACGUCUUUGGGAUUCAACUGGAAGAACAUUCAGGGCCGUUAUCGCUGAUCUAUACCUUUCUGGAGAUUUGCUCAAAACUGCCAGGGACCAACGUAGGCGCUUUGGUUACGUCCUUAGUCGCCAUGGUUUCCAUUUUUCCCGUGAAGCUGCUCAAUCAGAAAAUUGGCAAGAAGCUUCCAAUACCUAUUCCCAUCGAGCUGCUCACGAUUAUCGUCUCCACGGGGAUUUCGUAUGGGGCCAAGCUGAACCAGCACUUUGGAAUUAGCGUUGUGGGGGACAUCCCCAGUGGGAUGAGGCCUCCUCAGGUCCCCGGGGCCAGCCAUUUUGGGAAGGUGGUGGGAAAUGCUUUUGCCAUUGCUAUCGUCAGCUACGUCAUCGGCAUCUCACUCGGCAAGAUCUUUGCCCUCAAGCACGGUUACAAGGUGGACAGCAACCAGGAGCUGAUAGCCCUGGGGCUCAGUAACUCUGUGGGCGGCUUUUUCCAGUGUUACAGCAUCAGCUGCUCCAUGUCCCGCUCUCUUGUGCAGGAGAGCUCAGGAGGGCACAGUCAGGUGGCUGGAGUUGUCUCGUGUCUUGUCAUUCUGGUAACCAUCCUGAAGAUUGGGGAGCUUUUCCGAGAACUACCCAAAGCCAUCUUAGCAGCUAUCAUCAUAGUCAACCUGAAGGGCAUGUUCAAGCAGUUUAACGACAUUCCUGCACUUUGGAGAUCCAACAUUAACGAUCUGUGCAUCUGGCUCGUGACUUUUGUGGCCACCAUUCUGCUGAACCUUGACCUGGGACUGGGUGUCGCUGUGGUCUUUGCACUGCUCACUGUCAUCUUCCGGACGCAGAUGCCCCAUUAUUCUAUUUUGGGACAAGUGUCCACAACAGGCAUUUACAGAGACGUGGAUAAGUAUCUCAAGGCGGAGGAGGUCCCCGGUGUGAAGAUUUUCCGCUCCUCUGCGACAGUCUAUUUUGCCAAUGCUGAUCUGUAUGCGGAGACCCUAAAGAAGAAGUGUGGCAUUGAUGUGGACCGUCUCAUUGAGAAGAAGAAGAAAGCCCAAAGGAAGUGGGAAAAGAAAAACAGAAAAGAAGUCAAGAAGACAAAGGAACCAGCAGACCGCACAACAAUGGCUGAGCUCAAUGGAAGUGUGAAAGACUGGGCCUCCCAAAAUGACACCCAGCAGCCGCAGUCUCAGGACAAUCUCAGUCCUAGCUUGAAGACCCUGGGACUGGAAAAGCCUCCUUUUCACUCCCUCAUACUAGACUUCACUCCGGUCAACUUUGUGGACACCGUCUGCAUAAAGACUUUGAAAAAUAUAUUUAAAGACUUCAAGGAGAUUGAAGUGGAUGUGUUACUUGUUGGUUGCCAUGCUUCAGUCAUUUCCCAGUUGGAAAGAGGCAACUUCUUCAGCCAAACCAUCACUAAGCACCAGCUUUUUGCAUCAGUGCAUGAUGCCGUUAGCCAUGUCACCAAGAGCCGGAGAGAGAGCUUGCUACAAACCGACACAGUUGAGUCCAGCAUUGAACUGUAA